Messenger RNA from Cornus florida, 2874 nucleotides. RefSeq names its product probable serine/threonine-protein kinase PBL5. The record is from RefSeq and is a predicted model, not a curated record. The transcript has 10 exons. Gene Ontology annotation, biological process: protein phosphorylation. Bases 939 to 2771 code for a protein of 610 amino acids. Gene Ontology annotation, molecular function: protein kinase activity; ATP binding. Lineage: Eukaryota; Viridiplantae; Streptophyta; Magnoliopsida; Cornales; Cornaceae.
UGCUUUCCUCUGCAUCAAUGAAAUCUUUCUUGCCUUUGAAAAAAAAAAAAAUUUAAAAACCCAAAACAAAUAAACAAAUAUAUUUAAUGGCUGCUUCUUCACUCUAGUCAUAGCAAUGUCAAACAAAUUUGUCACUUCUCUUUUCACUCUAGUCAUAGCAACGUCAAACAAUUUAUCACUUCUCUUUCAAACUCGACUCCGUACAUGAGCUACUGAGAAAAAAAACCAGAAAAAAAUAAGAAAAAGAAAGUACAUGAGCAACUGAAUUAGCCUUCUACCGAGGAAGGCACAUUACAUAAUGGCUGCUUCUUCACUCUAGUCAUAGCAAUGUCAAACAAAUUUGUCACUUCUCUUUUCACUCUAGCCAUAGCAAUGUCAAACAAUUUAUCACUUCUCUUUCAAACUCGACUCAGUACAUGAGCUGCUGAGAAAAAAAACAGAAAAAAAUAAGAAAAAGAAAGUACAUGAGCAACUGAAUUAGCCUUCUACCAACCCAAUUAUUUAUUGUUUUGGUUGAAAAUUAUUUUUAUCACCUUAUUGUUAAAGAUGGUUACGGGAGGAAGCUACAAGAAAUGCCCCCAAAGAGAAACCUUUUUCUGUCUUCAAGCUAUUGGCAAUCAUCUUCUUGUCUCUGUUUCAGGACGGCAACUACAGUUCCCGCCAUUCCUCAUUAGAAUAUCCUGAGAGUAUAAUCCCAAGAUAUCCUACGAAUCUCCUCUUUCUCUCUCAUCAUCGAGUUUUAGCCACAGAAAGAGUCCUAGAGAGAGAGUGUUAAGAACUAUUAAUCAAAAAAUCAUUGGAUCAACACUCGCUCUCAACUUCGUACCAUGUGUUCUUGUGCGCCCCAUUUAUUUUCUCAAACUCUCUCACACCCCAAACUCAUAGAACUCAAGACCCAUCAUUGAAUUCAAGGCGACCCGGUUGUGGAUUCUCAAGAAAUGUCGACGGAAAAUAGUCCUUAUAACCCGGGCCAUGUUGUUAUCGCCUAUGAUGCAACCAGGGAUCGCAACGAGCAAGAGCUUAAGCUCACUGUUGAAAAUGCCCGAGUGCGAGGUGACAUUCUUCACCCAGGUGAUACCCUCACCGUGCUUGGAGUUUUGCAGAAAAUUCCACACCCCUUGGGUUACCAAAUGCAUGCAAUCGCUGACUCUUUUAUUGGAGCAAACAUGCGUGCAAUGGAAGAAGAAGUUUCAAAAAGAGUUGAUGCAUACGUGACGAUGCUCUUGCAAAGUGCUGAAGAUUGCGAAGAUGAAGGGGUUAACAUUGAAGUCAAGAUUACUGCUGGAACUCCAAUCAAGAAGGUCGUUUUACAAGAGGUUACGACCUGUAACGCUACUUGGGUUAUACUAGACAGGCACCUCAGACGGGAUUUGAGAUUUUACCUUAAACAAAUACCUUGCAAGCUGGCAUUAGUUCAAGAUAACUUGUCUGUGGAGGUUUUGAGACCUCAUACUACCACUGAUACGGAUAAUAUAGAGCAUAAGUUGUUUCUUUCUUUAUCUAAGCCUGUCCCACUUUCAGCUGGUCAAGAUAAUAUGAGCAUCGAGCAGUCUGUUGUCUCUUGCAGAAGCUACAAUGCGUCCAUCAGUUCCUUGGAAAACUCUGAUAUGAGUAAGACCAACUUGGCAUCUUCAUUUAAGUACAGGUCGCGGGAGAAUAGCUUUUCAUCAUUUGAUGAUUUUGGCUCUACCUCUAAGCAUGAGAAAUCAGAUAGGUACACCAAAGAAGAAAGUAAGCACCCUAUUUCUCCACAGAUCAUCCAGAAACAGCGUAGAACUCCUAACCGACAGAGCUACGCUGAUGCACCUCUUCUCUGUACCGGUUGCGGUAUGAAGACUGAGUUGUAUAUCAAGGAUUCCAUGAGAUUUAGUUAUAGUGAGAUACAAUUUGCAACAAAUGAUUUUUCGAAGGAGAACAUGCUUGGAGAAGGUGGAUAUGGUUUUGUAUACAAAGGUAAGCUUAAGGAUGGGCAGCUCAUUGCUGCAAAGGUGCGGAAAGCAGAAAGUACUCAGGGAUUCAAGGAAUUCCAUUCUGAAUUAUAUGUCCUAAGCUUUGCACGUCACAAGAACAUUGUGAUGCUGCUGGGUUAUUGUUGCAAAGAAAAAUAUAACAUUUUGGUCUAUGAGUAUAUCUGCAAUAACUCCCUUGAGUGGCAUCUCUUUGACAAAGCAGCAAAGGUUCUUGAGUGGCACCAAAGACAUGCCAUUGCUAUAGGGACUGCAAAAGGGUUGCGUUUUCUACACGAAGAGUGUCGUAGUCCUAUAAUUCAUAGGGACAUGCGGCCAAGCAAUAUACUACUCACACACGACUUUGUUCCCAUGCUAGGUGACUUUGGCCUUGCAAAGUGGAAGACUAGUGAUGAUCCUGUGCAGACGCGAAUACUUGGCACAUUAGGAUACCUUGCACCUGAGUAUACAGAAAAUGGAAUUGUUUCUGUAAGGACAGAUGUUUAUUCAUUUGGUAUUGUUCUGCUACAGUUGAUAUCAGGGCGCAAGGUGAUUGAAUCAGAGAGAGUGGAUCAGCAACAGUCCAUGCGACAGUGGGCAGAACCACUGAUUCAGAGACUUGCAUUACAUGAACUCAUUGAUCCUCGUAUUGGAGAGUCAUAUGAUACAUAUGAAUUGUACCACAUGGCUAGAACAGCAUACAUGUGUGUGCAGAGUAACCCUGAGAUGCGCCCAUCAAUGGGAGAGGUUGUGCGCCUCCUUGAAGGGGAAAAUGAGAACUUCCACCAUUUAGCAGAGCAAUUCAUUCCACAUUUUUCUAAAUGAUGGAAAGGAUAGCAUAUAUUUCCUUUUGCUAGUUAAUGCAUCUUUUUGUACCUGUGUUAAUACAGUUUCAGCAAAGUUAAUACAGCCUUAAAUCUGAAUUACA